AUGGCUACCACACACUUGGGAAACAACGAACGGCGCAACUUGAAGUGGAUAGAUUCGUUUACAGCUCCCCUAUUGGAUGAGUGGGACACUUCCACCGACGCCGACUCGCCAAGCCUCCACCACUACCGCAAACAGCCAUCGCCUUGGAUCAAGUCCUAUCACGACCUGUACGCUUCCGCCUGGGAAGCUGCUGCGCGUAUGCACGAGUCGUCUGCGUAUCGCCUCCAGCGCCAAAUGGAACACUUGACGCACCAAGUUCACACUGACAUGCAAUCCCUCCACGACCGGUUGGACAAUGUCCUCGCCAACGCGGACGACGACGUGAAGGCGCAGGCUCAAACCCCGACGGAAGACUUGCUAUGCUUGGGAUCGCCUCCCCAGCAGCCAGCCCUCCUGCCUUCUUGGGUCCAAGUUCAGCCUCCUGUCGAACAUGUCUCGGUGGACGAAUUCCAAAGGCAGCUGGACGAGUUUUCCAAUGAUCAAACCAAUCAACUAGUCGAACAGCUGGCCCUCCAUGAUGCAAAGUGGAUGGGGGUACUGGACCAGUUUGAAAAGAAGCUCCUGCAGUCUCUUGCCAUCAAAACGCACGAACCUCUUAGUCCCAAGAGUACCGUCAUUGGUGUGAACAAUCAGGCCGACAUUUACGAGACAGAGUCCGACCAUUCUGGUGCUGCCGACGAGGGCAAAUCGGUGGAAAGCGAUGCUUGGCACGAUGAGGACUGUCCAGAAUGCAAUCACAACGUGGACGACGAAUGGCAAAUGUUGUGAUGAAUCAAGAAUAUGGUCGAAGCUUCCAAUAUCGAGAUAUGAACCAUCCAUCGUGUUGGAUCGCUCGCAUUAUGGUAAUGUUAGAUGUAAUUUUGUUGUGGGUCCUAAUCUAUACUGUACUCUUAUGCAAGU
This is a messenger RNA of Aphanomyces astaci, 900 nucleotides long. RefSeq lists its product as hypothetical. The record is from RefSeq and is a predicted model, not a curated record. NCBI's taxonomy places the organism in Eukaryota, Oomycota, Saprolegniomycetes, Saprolegniales, Verrucalvaceae. Bases 1 to 768 code for a protein of 255 amino acids. The transcript has 2 exons.